Molecule: messenger RNA, 1318 nt
Organism: Oncorhynchus kisutch (coho salmon)
Lineage: Eukaryota; Metazoa; Chordata; Actinopteri; Salmoniformes; Salmonidae
Product: neuroblast differentiation-associated protein AHNAK-like
Exons: 3
Coding region: 76-1224 (382 amino acids)
Biological process (GO): regulation of RNA splicing
Cellular component (GO): cytoplasm; costamere; nucleus
Source: RefSeq, a predicted model, not a curated record
CAUUUCUUAUAACUAUGUUUGUAUGUCUGCUUUUAGGCAGGUGUCCGCAGCGGGAGGAGGCCCUCUGGGGGGCUGAUGCUGGAGGAAUCAGAGAAAGGACGAUUGGUCGUCUCCAGUGUUGUCGAUGGCUCCUUGGCCAAUCAGGGGCUCAAGGAAGGAGAUGAAAUUGUGAGUGCCACAAUCAACUUUGACCAACUUUCAAAAGACGAUGUGUUGAAAAUACUGAAGCUGAUGGAUGAUAAUGGAUUUGAUGAGAAGGUUCAAAUUCUGACAAAAAAUAAUUUGCGCAAGAGUAUGGGGACCUUGGACAGCUUCAAAGCACCAGAGGAGAUGGUGAAGGAUUCCUAUAACAGACUCAAUGCCAAAAUAAAGAAGUUCAUGAAAGAGGACAGCUCUGGACAACCUACAGCUUCUGGGGAAAGAGGCUCUCCUAACAGACAGGUGAAAGGCAAGGAACCGAGACCUCUCUGGGCCAAGCCUAAUGUCAGAGGAACAGACUCUACAGUGACUCUCGAUGCUCCUGGUGGAGAACUUUCAUUGCCUAAUGCCAACAUGAGUACAUCAGAUCUCUCUCUAGCUCAUUUGAAUGGGUCUUUAGGGGCUGAUCCUGAUGUCAAUAUGUCAGAUUUACCUUCAGUAGACCUUAAAGGUUCCAAAAUAGAUCUAGAAUUGCCAGAUUCAGACAUUGGUAUCCCAUCUGGGAAGAUCAAAACACCAAGUCUUGGAAUGGCUGACUUUGCUAUAUCUGGACCAAGAGUUAGGAAUCCAGACCUGGACCUCACAGCGGUUGAGAUGUGUCUAUCAGACGUCAGUUUGCCUGACCUCAGUACUCCAGAUAUUGAUAUACCCUCAGGUAAAUUCAAACUAAAGAAACCACAUGCAGAACUCAAAGCUCCUGAUUUCGAUGUGGAUGCCCCCUCUGGUAAACUGAAGAUGCCCAAAUUUGACGUCUCUGGCCUAAAAAGAACAGAUCUGGGAAUUGAUGAUGAUGAUGUAAAAACACCAAAACUAAUUCUCAAAGCUCCCAAGAUAAAAGGCGGACUUGAUGCACCUGACUUGGACUUACCCAAAGUCGACCUAAAAUCACCUAAAUUAGAUGUAAACACUCCAGAUAUUGACAUAAACGCACUCUCAGAAAAAUUUAAAAUGCCAAAGUUUAAGAUGCCUAUAUCCGGCCUUUCGGGCCCUAAAGGACCAAAUGAGACUUGGAUGGACCAGAUCUGAGCGUAUUAUCUUCCAAAUUAAAACGGCCAGACUUGGAUUUUGGUAGCCCAUCUGGAAAAUUAAAGAUACCAAGUCUAAAGGUGCCAGACUUUGG